Messenger RNA from Nannospalax galili (Upper Galilee mountains blind mole rat), 3049 nucleotides. It is a transcript of the gene Mcm3, whose product is annotated as minichromosome maintenance complex component 3. NCBI's taxonomy places the organism in Eukaryota, Metazoa, Chordata, Mammalia, Rodentia, Spalacidae. Bases 113 to 2539 code for a protein of 808 amino acids. The transcript has 17 exons. Gene Ontology annotation, biological process: double-strand break repair via break-induced replication; DNA replication; mitotic DNA replication initiation. The record is from RefSeq and is a predicted model, not a curated record. Gene Ontology annotation, cellular component: MCM complex; nucleus. Gene Ontology annotation, molecular function: ATP binding; single-stranded DNA binding; ATP hydrolysis activity.
UCUUCCUUGAGGUAGCCCUCGGUGGCGGGAAAAGUAGUGAGGUUUUCGCGCCAGGGCGGAAUCUCCCUGAGUUGUGUGCGCGGCUUAGCGGGCGGAGAUUUGGGGCGGCGGCAUGGCGGGCACCGUGGUGCUGGACGACGUGGAGCUGCGGGAGGCGCAGAGAGACUACUUGGACUUCCUGGACGACGAGGAAGACCAGGGAAUUUACCAGAGCAAAGUCCGGGAGCUGAUCAGUGACAACCAGUAUCGGCUGAUUGUCAACGUGAAUGACCUGCGCAGGAAAAAUGAAAAGCGGGCUAACUGCCUCCUGAACAAUGCUUUUGAGGAGUUGGUUGCAUUCCAGCGGGCCUUGAAGGACUUCGUGGCCUCCAUCGAUGCGACGUAUGCUAAGCAGUAUGAGGAGUUCUAUAUAGGCCUGGAAGGCAGCUUUGGCUCGAAGCAUGUCUCUCCCCGGACUCUCACUUCCUGCUUCCUCAGCUGUGUGGUCUGUGUGGAGGGCAUCGUUACGAAAUGUUCCCUAGUUCGUCCCAAAGUUGUUCGCAGUGUCCACUAUUGUCCCGCUACUAAGAAGACCAUAGAGCGGCGCUACUCUGACCUCACCACCCUGGUGGCUUUCCCAUCCAGUUCUGUGUAUCCCACGAAGGAUGAGGAGAACAACCCCCUGGAGACAGAGUAUGGCCUGUCUGUGUACAGGGACCACCAGACCAUCACCAUCCAGGAGAUGCCUGAGAAGGCCCCCGCUGGCCAACUUCCUCGCUCUGUGGAUGUCAUUCUGGAUGAUGAUCUGGUAGAUAGAGUGAAGCCUGGCGACCGGAUCCAGGUGGUGGGGACCUACCGCUGCCUUCCUGGGAAGAAGGGAGGUUACACCUCAGGGACCUUCAGGACUGUGCUGAUCGCCUGUAAUGUGAAGCAGAUGAGCAAGGAUGUUCAGCCUUCGUUCUCUGCUGAGGAUAUAGCCAAGAUCAAGAAGUUCAGCAAAACCCGUUCCAAGGACAUCUUUGACCAGCUGGCCCGAUCACUGGCCCCUAGCAUCCAUGGGCAUGACUAUGUCAAGAAGGCAAUCCUCUGCUUGCUCUUGGGAGGGGUGGAACGAGACCUUGAAAACGGCAGCCACAUCCGUGGGGACAUCAAUAUUCUUCUAAUAGGUGACCCUUCUGUUGCCAAGUCUCAGCUUCUGCGGUAUGUGCUUUGCACUGCACCCCGGGCCAUCCCCACCACUGGCCGGGGCUCCUCUGGAGUGGGUCUGACAGCCGCUGUUACUACAGACCAGGAAACAGGGGAGCGCCGUCUGGAAGCAGGUGCCAUGGUCUUGGCAGAUAGAGGCGUGGUUUGUAUUGAUGAGUUUGACAAGAUGUCUGACAUGGAUCGCACAGCCAUCCAUGAGGUGAUGGAGCAGGGUCGCGUGACCAUCGCCAAGGCUGGCAUCCACGCUCGGCUGAAUGCCCGCUGUAGUGUUCUGGCUGCUGCCAAUCCUGUCUAUGGCAGGUAUGAUCAGUACAAGACCCCAAUGGAGAACAUUGGGUUACAGGACUCACUGCUGUCUAGAUUUGAUCUGCUCUUCAUCAUGCUGGAUCAGAUGGAUCCUGAGCAGGAUCGGGAGAUCUCAGACCACGUCCUUAGGAUGCACCGAUACAGAGCCCCUGGGGAGCAGGAUGGCGAUGCCAUGCCAUUGGGUAGUGCUGUGGAUAUCCUGGCCACGGAUGACCCUGACUUUACCCAAGAUGACCAGCAAGACACCCAGAUUUACGAGAAGCACGACAACCUUCUGCAUGGAACCAAGAAGAAAAAGGAGAAGAUGGUGAGUGCAGCAUUCAUGAGGAAGUACAUCCAUGUGGCAAAGAUCAUUAAGCCCGUCCUGACACAGGACUCAGCCGCCCACAUUGCAGAGGAAUACUCACGUCUGCGCAGCCAGGACAGCAUGAGCUCGGACACCGCCCGGACUUCUCCGGUUACUGCCCGAACAUUGGAAACUCUGAUUCGACUGGCCACAGCCCAUGCAAAGGCCCGCAUGAGCAAGACUGUGGACCUGCAGGAUGCGGAGGAAGCUGUGGAGCUGGUCCAGUAUGCGUACUUCAAGAAGGUUCUGGAGAAGGAGAAGAAACGUAAGAAGCGAAAUGAAGAUGAAUCAGACUCUGAAGACGAAGAAGAGAAAAGCCAGGAGGAGCAGGAACAAAAGAGGAAGAGGAGGAAGACACGUCAGUCAGAAGCCAAGGACGGGGAGUCCUAUGACCCCUAUGACUUCAGUGACACAGAGGAGGAAAUGCCCCAAGUGCAUACUCCGAAGACAGCAGAGUCACAGGAGACCAAGGAAUCCCAGAAAGUGGAGUUGAGUGAGUCCAGGUUGAACGCUUUCAAGAUGGCCGUCUUGGAUGUGUUCCAUGAGGCUCACGCGCAGUCUGUUGGCAUGAAGCACCUCACAGAGUCCAUCAAUCAGAAUAAAGAAGAGCCCUUCUCUUCAGAGGAGAUCCAGGCCGCACUGAGCAGGAUGCAGGAUGACAACCAGAUCAUGGUGUCUGAGGGCAUCAUCUUCCUUAUCUGAGGAGGACUCAUCUUUGAACUUGGUGUUGUGCCAAGAAAGUUUCUCUCAAGUAUCGUCCCCUCCCCCAAGUCUUUGAUCACCAAUAACUGUUUAAUUGACCGUUGUUAGGGACAUGGGUGAUGAAAUGCCAUUAGGACUCAGCGGAAGCUUUGAGAACAGAUAGUGAAGGCUGCUGUUGGCAGGAAGGGUGGGGAGGACCAGGCCUCCUGUGGAAGGACUGCUCAUACCUUCCAUUCCCUGAAGAGAUGCAGUGUUACUUUAUCUAAGGAACGUGAUGCAAGUUAUGUUUUGGGACAUAGGUGGUUUCUGUUUAUGCUUUCUGUGCAUGUAGGCUUUUUUUUCUUCAUUCUCCAGAGCUAUCUGUAGAAAAGGCUGAGGUAUUCUGUGCUGCAGAGGCUCUGAGGGCGGAACAAGAGCUGUUUCAGAAAGCUUUCUUUGUAAUUAGACUAAUAUAUAAUUUUGAGCUUAAUAUCCAGGACAUUGAAUAAACUUAAUAUUUUGUACACGUGA